AUGAAUGACACCAGCGGCGCUCCCUUAGCAAUUGAUUCUGAUCUUUAUCCUGCUCUUAUUCAAUGUUUCUUUAUUAUUGGUGUCGGUUAUGUUGCUGGUCAAUUAAAUUUAUUAACAAAUACACAUUCAACUGGUCUUUCACGUUAUAUAAGUAAUUUUGCACUACCAGCGGUAGUUUUUAAAAAUCUCGUUGAUGUACAAUUUGAAAGAGUAUCAUGGGAAUUUAUAGCAUCUGUAUUUAUAGCUAAAGCAUUUGUUUUUGUUUUAACAGCAAUUUUAUCUGGUAUAGGUGAACGUCCAAUAAAUUUUGCAAGUAUGGGUUUAUAUGCAAUAAUGGCAUCACAAAGUAAUGAUUUUGCAUUAAUGUUACCAAUAAUUGAUGCUGUUUAUAAACAAUCACAUCCAGAUUAUGGACGAUAUAUUUAUUUAAUAGCACCAAUAUCCUUAGUUAUACUUAAUCCAAUUGCUUUGCUAUUAAUUGAAAUACAAAAACGUUUAGAUGAUCAAAAAAAACAUUCAAAAAUAUCUUUAUGGCAUCGUUGUCAAUUAAUAAGAAAAGUAUUUAAUAAUAUAAGUCGUAAUCCAAUUGUUAUAUGUACAUUACUUGGUGUUAUAUUUAAUCGUAUAUUUCAUCAACAUUUACCAAAUAUACUUGAACAUAUAUUAACACCAAUAGCACAAUCAUUUAGUUCAACAGCAUUAUUUUAUCUUGGUUUAACAAUGGCUGGUAAAUUACGUCGUCUUCAUACACGUCUUGUUAUAACUGUAUUUAUUAUUAGUAUGAUUAAAUUAAUUAUGUUUCCAUUAGUAUUACGUGAAGCAAUAUUUUUACUUGUUAAACCAACUAAUGGAACUUUAAAUAAUACAAUUGAUUAUUCGAAUUUUGGUUUUCUAUAUGGAACAGCACCAACGGCACCAUCAGUUAUAUUUUAUGUGCCAGAAUCAAAUGCUGCAUUACGAGCUAUUGCUUCAACAGGUCUUAUUAUUUCAACUUUACUUGCUGGACCAAUAAUGGUUGUUUCAGCUAAAAUGAUUAAUUUAAGAACAUUAGAUAUAAAAUUAAAACAAUCAUAUGAAUCAACAUUAGUAAAAACAUCAUAUGAUGUUAGUAUUAUAUCAUUACUUUGUACGAUUAUUGUUCUUAUUGGAUUUUGUUUACGACGACAUUUAUUAAAGACAUCACCUAUUCAUAAAUAUACAUUUAUUUUUGCUGGUCUUCAAAUGAUACAUGCAAUAUGGACAAUAUCAGUUCAAUAUAUAACAUUACCAAUAUCGAUUAAGGCUUCGAUAAUAGUUGAUCUAGGUAAAUGA
Rotaria sp. Silwood2 is the source of this 1311-nucleotide messenger RNA. The record is from the annotation of a GenBank genome assembly. NCBI's taxonomy places the organism in Eukaryota, Metazoa, Rotifera, Eurotatoria, Philodinida, Philodinidae.